AUGUUGGCAAAUGAUGGCGGUGUCCAGAGAUGGAACACAGUACGGCGGAAUUUAUUAACGAGGAUGUCACCGGCGGCCAUGCAGUUGUCCGACGGCCGAGUGGCAACCAUCACGAAAUCGUCGUGCGUCCUUAUCGACGAGUACACCAGCCACAGCACGGUACACGGAAUGCGAUACAUAUCCAAAGCCGGUCUGCUGGAGAAAUUUUUUUGGAUUACAAUGUUAACCAUUUGUGGACUGUCGGCAUGUUAUAUUGGUAACGAGUUAUGGCUCAAAUUCCGUUCUAUGCCUACACAACUGGCAGUUAAAGAUACCCAUGUGCCUUUGUACGAGUUUCCUUUCCCUUCGAUUACCAUUUGUCCGGCGAUCAAGGUCAAAAAGACAAAAGCUCUUGAAUACUUUUCAAAGUACAUCAGUAUCGACAACGAUACAAUACAAACUGAACUAGUGUAUGUAAUGAGCGCCUUAUCGACGAUGCAACAGCCCACUUAUUUUCGAAUGGCAGAAUAUGUAGCGAAGUCCAAACAUUUGUUGCCCUUGUUCAGAGAUAUAAAUUUGACCGAUUUUAUGUUAACCACACUGCCAACAUGUGAUGAACUAUUUGGUCGGUGCAAAUGGCAUGGCGAAAUUAUAUCAUGUUGUGAAGCGUUUUCACUUCAGAGGACUGAGGAAGGAUUUUGUUAUUCGUUCAAUUCUCUAACUUCUGAAGCAGGAAAACAUUGUCCUCUUUCUGAAGUGUUGGAAAACGAAGGUAUCGUAGAAGAAGAUGACUAUAUGUAUCCUGGAUGUCAACUGAGGAGAAACACCGCCGUAGGUACAGUCACGGGUUUAGAAGUGUUUCUGUAUAAAACAAAUAUGUCUGAAUCGUUGGGCUUGGGACAGCGUGACAAAGACGGUGCUAGGGUCAUAAUUCACACAUCGUAUCAGUUUCCAAACGCGGGAGACGGUAUAUGGUUAAAAUCCGAAGAGGGUCGACGACUAAACAUAAUGAUUUCGCCAGUGAUAACCGUCACCAGCAGUCGAGUAAAAGACCUAAGCGUGGCGACAAGGGGCUGCGUGUUUCCGGACGAAAGAGAGUUAUACAUUUACCAUGUGUAUACGCAGAGUUCGUGUCUGAUCCAGUGCCGUAUGGAAUUUAUCUUGUUCACGUGCGGUUGUCACAUGUAUUUUUUUAUAAAACCCGAUGAUGGGAAACCAAUGUGUGGUAUACCAGAUCUACCUUGCAUAAAUAAUAAUACUCGUCACAUUAGAAUGCUAACACCGCCCAAAGGCACGCCUGGUUUCGAGUCUCGACUCAUACGCGAUUCCCUAGAUUGUUCACAGUGCAUACCUACUUGUUACGAGACAACGCAUGAAAUUGAGAUGGAGUCGUCUCCAGAUCAAAGAACGUCUGCUUGGAAGUUGUUCAGCUAUUUAGAUGUGGCGUAUGGAAACUUGGGUUCCAAAAAAUAUCAAAGGGACAUAACUUUUGCUUGGACCGACCUUUUGGUGGCACUGGGCGGUGUUGCAAAUUUAUUUUUGGGGUUCAGCAUAUUGAGUGUAGCCGAAUUCAUUUAUUGGACGCUGAAAAUAUGUGUUAACAAAUUCAUUACACUGUACAAAUAGUAUAUAAGUACCUUAUAUGUAUUGUA
Molecule: messenger RNA, 1631 nt
Organism: Rhopalosiphum maidis (corn leaf aphid)
Lineage: Eukaryota; Metazoa; Arthropoda; Insecta; Hemiptera; Aphididae
Product: sodium channel protein Nach-like
Exons: 8
Coding region: 1-1605 (534 amino acids)
Biological process (GO): sodium ion transmembrane transport
Cellular component (GO): membrane
Molecular function (GO): ligand-gated sodium channel activity
Source: RefSeq, a predicted model, not a curated record